Molecule: messenger RNA, 3572 nt
Organism: Synchiropus splendidus (mandarinfish)
Lineage: Eukaryota; Metazoa; Chordata; Actinopteri; Syngnathiformes; Callionymidae
Gene: ppp1r35
Product: protein phosphatase 1, regulatory subunit 35
Exons: 6
Coding region: 191-976 (261 amino acids)
Biological process (GO): negative regulation of phosphatase activity
Molecular function (GO): phosphatase binding
Source: RefSeq, a predicted model, not a curated record
AACAGUGACACGCACCCAUUGGCCCAUCCUGAAUUCCCACAAUGCAUAGCGACUGGCGCCGAUCAGUGCUGCUGGCUGUGCCCGAACGCACCCACUGCCUGAUCUGGUCAUCCACUUGGAAGGAUCUCUUCUUUUGUUGACUCUCGUCAGCGCCGUUAAAUAGUUAGUCUCUCUCGGUCAUACAUCGUGGAUGAUAAGGAUGGCCAAGUCACCCUCUUCAUUCCCCUUCCCAACAGCUGACUCUCCACCGAAGCCCUCACCUUAUCCUUUCUUAUAUAACAAAUAUCCUGAACUUGACCUGUCUGGCCUGGUUGAUUGUGAUCCUGGAAAUUAUCCUAACCGCAGAGGACAGGCUAGAAAGCAGGGAACAACGACAAAUGCAUCUUUCAAUAAUACAGUGGUCAACGUGGUAACACCAGAGAAUAAUUCCAGACCAAAUAAUUCAACCCAGCUACCAACCGGGAGUCAGUUGAAGACAGCUGUUCCUGUCUUGAGUCAGGAGGCAGAGUCCUCAGUGCUCCAUGAACAUCUGUUCAAUUUGGCAGGGGUGGAGCUUAACAGUACUCUAUGUCUGAAGGCCGAAAUUCAGGCACUGCAGGUUGCAGAAUUUCAAUCUCAAAAAGCUGUUGAAAAGACACUUAAGAAUUCAGGAAGGACUAAAAAGCUGAUCGACAGCAGAGCCACUGAAGGAGUUAACAUCACCCGUUCGAAAAUUCUCUUCAACUCACUUGUCAGUGUCCAAGUGCCAGAGGACCAGCUAGUCAGUCGAACCCAACAGCUGACACCAUCAUCUCUGCACCAGGGAGAGAAGGAAAAAGUUACUCCCUCUGACCUCUUCUUAAAGACUUCUGACCUGUUCAGACAGCUGCCCAUCCCACAGAAAGAAUUGUCAUUGCCUGAAUAUCUUAACUGUACCCCUUUCCCUGCUUUAUCAACCUUUGACCUGCAUGUCCGGCAAAGGCGUUGGGAGUCUUAAUGAUGUGACAGGUUUCAUGUUCUUGUUUCCUUAAGAUUUGAUUUCUCAAAGUUGCUUCAAAUUGUCAGAGAAAUUUUCAUUCAAUACGUGAUAAGUAUUAUAAUUUGUACCGCGUGGCAUUGAAAUGACUGACAUCUGGGGUCAGUCGACAUUGUUCUUCAAACAAUACUUUGCUCAUAAUCUUUUGAUGAAUACAAAGCAGCAUUUGAUGAAGACUGUAACAUGAUAAACAAUGUUUGAAAUAAAUUAAAAUGUAAUAUUUAUAAAAUGUAUAGUUUGGAUAGCGGUGUAAACAAUAUUACAAAUAUUGUAAAGGCACCAAGCUACACGACUACAUCUGCAUAUCAAAGAAUCAUAAGUCAUCUAAAUUGUGCCAAAAAGCAUCAGUUUCCCCGCUAGACUCAGACCAGGAAGUAAGUCUGGAAGUAAAAAAAAAGAAGGUUGAUAUCAUAUAAUAAUAUGGUUAUUCAUUGACAUAAGGAGCAUUUCCAGGUUUUUUCUUUUGCGUCCUCUGCUUCUUUAGUCCUCAUCGACAGACAUGAGCUGUGGAACCACUUAACACAGCUAUCGCGUUGCAUCUGAUUGAAAAGUUAUCCCCCCCACUGGUAUGAAUACAUUUCUCCUUAUUUGAUUUAAAUUAUUGUUCCUUUUACUCACUCGUAUCAUAGUGGCUGUUCCUGCUGGCCCUGGUGGCUUGAAGUUAGUGCACAUGAUGCAGACAUUUUGCUCAUCUAAGACUUACAAAAAAACAAAACAAAGGAAUAUAAAAAUAAACUCAAAAUAAAACACACAACACAACUAUUUUAGGAUUAGGUGUAUACCAUCUAUUUGGCAAUGUGUUAUACAGUUAUUGGUAAAGGUUAGGUACCAGAUGCUUCUAGGACUUGAGGAGCCAGGUCUCUCCUCUCCUUCUCUAUUUUUUUUUCUGGAGGUGCUGAAGUCUAUUUCAGGGAUCUCUGGGAAAGCCUAUAACAGCGAUUUUGCCAUCUAAACACCAAUAUCCGGUUUGAUUGAGGAGGGUAUAAAAAAAUGAAUGAUCCCAUGAACAUUAAUAAAUUGUUUAUCUACACCACAGUUUGCACAUUUACAUUUGACUGUUGACAACAUUUGAUUGAGAGAAAAAAUAAAACUAUACAUUUCUCACUACCAUGAGACACAACAAUCAUGCCACAGCUGCUUAUAUUUUUCUGCUUUGGAUGCAAGAUAGUCCCUCCAUCCCAUUUGUUUGACACACAUUCUGUUUUAGCGUGGCAUGUCCUCAUUGGGACGUACUCCCUGAAAAAGUUCAUAUUCAUCAGAUUAAAAAUUCAAAUUCAUGACCAUCUUAUGCAGGGAUUUUCAUGUCUGUCUCACGGGAAAACAAUUACUUAUCGCCACCGUGUCAUCUUGACACACGGUCCCCCCGUGUUGUACGCCUUCUCCAGAUCCUCAAGGCACAAUGGAGCUCCUUCUGACCUUCUCUGUACUUCUUAAUGAAGGCCCUCAAAGCAAAAACUGCAUCAGUGGUCUUUUUGGCAUGAAGCCAAACUGUUGCUCACAUAUACUAACUUCUGCCCUUAGUCUACUUUCCACUACUCUUUCCCACGACUUCAUUGUGUGGUUCAUCAACUUUAUCCCUCUAUACUUGCCACAACACAACAUCUCCCUUGUUCUUGAAGAUGGGCAAGCACACACUUUCCCCCCCAUUCCUCAGGAAUCCUGUCACUCCUCAAAGACCUUGUUAAAUGAGUGUCAAAUUUCCAUAUACUGUAUAACCGGAGGUAUUGCAGCAUGCACAUUGGUGGUGUUGGUGUUUGCCAGGGCUCUCAGGUUUGAAAAAUAGUUCCUUUCUUUGAUUUCCUCAUCUCACGUUCCUCACUUCUCUGGCGUGAAAUUAACUCUUGUACCUUGCCACUUUUAUGUGCCCGACUACUAUCUCAGGAAGGACGAGCUCCCUCAUCAGCUCAACAACUUCAAAGACGUUGUCAAGACAAAUGAGGUGUUUCCCUUCAAGAAUGCAUUAAAGUGAGUUCCAACACUUCCAUGAAAUUCCCAAUAUCAAAUUGUCCGAAGUGUAGUGGUGUGACAGAGCACCACUCUCCACAGUUUGGCAUGCAGGUGGCUCGCAGAUUGGUGGACAAAAGAAAAAAAAAUGUGCAAGACCCAGUAAAGGUAGUACAACAGUGGUAAUACAUUGACCAUCACCUACCAUUUCAAGUGGCAUCACCGUGGUUUGUCAGUGCCAGGACCGUUCCUGCCAAGAUGCAGAGUGCUCUCAUGCAGUCGGCAUGAGACUCACAAAUUUCAAACAAAUUAAUAAACCUAAUAGCGGCAGGGGCACAUUGUGUCCACUGUAGCGCUCUCUACAGACUUUCAAGGCUAUGGAAAGACCAUUCAUGCCAGUUCCAUGACAGCCACAAAUCUGACUGGAAUUGGCAGAGAGUGUCAGAUCAUAAACAUCUUUUAACGAUGUUGAAAAAGGUGUCAUGCUUUAUUUUGUGCUUUUAGUUGUUUUCACAUACUGUAAUUCUAAUGCUUUUAACUGAUUUUGCCCAAAUUGAUUUUGGACAAAAUUCUAUUUCUUUUAGAAAUGUAAAAAAUACAAACACAAAAAUGC